AUGCCUCCUAAGAAGCAACCCGAAAAAUCCGGUUCCUCCGGGGCCAAACCAGCAGAAAAGAAGCCUGCCACGGCCAAAACACCGGCAGCUGCACCUAAAACCGCUUCCACAGCGAGUGCAGCACCAAAACCUGCGUCAGCCAAGACACCAGCUCCAGCCCCCAAGGCUGCUGCUGCACCGAAAGCUGCUUCGGCUGCCAAACCUGCUCCUGCUAAACCUGCGUCUGCCCCUGCCGCUAAGCCAGCAGCUGCUGCAAAGAGUGCAGAGAAGAAACCAGCUUCAGCUCCUACUGCAAAGCCUGGCUCUGCUAAAGCUGCUGCCUUGAAGGCUAAAUCAAGUGCUAAGCCAUCAGUCAAGAAAGCUGCAUCUGCUUCUAAACCCAAGCCUAAACCUGCUGCUGCCAAGUUGAAGAUUGCACCAAAACCCAAGAAGACUGGAAUCAAAGGACAAAAGAAGCAAGUUGUGAAACCAGUGGCCAAGGCUCUUAAAGCGCAAAGAAAGGUUGUUAAAGGUGAGCAUGGAAAGCGCGUGCGCAAGAUUCGCACAUCUGUGCACUUCCGUCGACCAAAGACCUUUGAACCACCAAGGCAUCCUAAGUAUCCAAGGAAAUCACUUCCCAAGAGGAAUCGUAUGGAUGCUUAUAAUAUCAUAAAGUAUCCAUUGACGUCUGAAGCUGCAAUGAAAAAAAUUGAGGACAACAAUACUCUGGUAUUCAUUGUUCACACCAGCUCUAAUAAGCACCACAUUAAAGCUGCUGUCAAGAAACUUUAUGACAUCAAUGUCGCUAAAGUGAACACCCUAAUCAGGCCUGAUGGCAAGAAGAAGGCGUACGUGCGGCUAGCAAGGGACUAUGACGCGUUAGAUUAUGCUGUUAAAGUCUGUGAAAAGAAGUUUUUGGACAUUGAACUUUCAUACAAGUCUUACACAUUACUGCAGCUUUUAUAG
Arctia plantaginis is the source of this 945-nucleotide messenger RNA. NCBI's taxonomy places the organism in Eukaryota, Metazoa, Arthropoda, Insecta, Lepidoptera, Erebidae. The record is from the annotation of a GenBank genome assembly.